Molecule: messenger RNA, 854 nt
Organism: Glycine soja
Lineage: Eukaryota; Viridiplantae; Streptophyta; Magnoliopsida; Fabales; Fabaceae
Product: probable phospholipid hydroperoxide glutathione peroxidase
Exons: 6
Coding region: 132-635 (167 amino acids)
Biological process (GO): response to oxidative stress
Cellular component (GO): cytosol
Molecular function (GO): glutathione peroxidase activity
Source: RefSeq, a predicted model, not a curated record
CUCCACGACGCGGAGGGAGGGAGGACGCUAUAAAAGUGAAGUUAUCCGGUUGUUGAGUGCAUUUAACUCUCAUCAUUCUCAUUUUCAUUAUCUUACCACUUUCAAUUCCAAAUUCACUCUCAGAAAUUAGAAUGGCUAGCCAAUCAAACACUAAAUCAGUUCACGAUUUCACAGUUAAAGAUGCCAGGGGAAAUGAUGUUAAUCUCGCCGAUUACAAAGGAAAGGUCCUUCUCCUUGUCAAUGUUGCCUCACAAUGCGGCUUGACUAAUUCAAACUACACAGAGCUUAAUCAAUUGUAUGAGAAAUACAAAGGGAAAGGACUUGAAAUUCUGGCAUUCCCGUGCAAUCAGUUUGGGGCUCAGGAGCCAGGAACUAAUGAAGAGAUUGUGGAGUUUGCUUGUACUCGCUUCAAAGCUGAGUUUCCCAUUUUCGACAAGGUGGAUGUGAAUGGUGACAAUGCUGCUCCACUGUACAAGUUUCUGAAAUCAAGCAAAGGUGGACUCUUUGGGGAUAGUAUCAAAUGGAACUUCUCCAAAUUCCUUGUUGAUAAGGAUGGAAAUGUCGUUGACCGUUAUGCACCCACAACUUCUCCUCUUAGCAUUGAGAAAGACAUAAAGAAGCUGCUAGAUGCAUGAAUGACUGGAGUGGCCACUAAAUGAAAAAUAAUGAUUAGAAUAACAUCAUGAAUAAUGUACUGCAGAUCAGAUAUUAGUGGAAUUUCCUCCGAAUUUGUACUGAAACAGUUGCUCUGCUCAUGUACCUCUGAAUUACUAUUUGCUUCUUCAUCUAUAUAUAAAUUGUGUUGUGUAUCAAUUUAUAUAUGUAAACGAAAUUCAUUGCUCGUUUCAUUCUUA